AUCGUCGGUUGAAAUUGCGCUGUAGCUCCGCCCCCCGUCGAAUGCCGCGCGCUGCUGCUGACGCUGACGAUGCGAGCGGAGACCGGAAACCGCGGUGUUGUGACGUCAACUUUAGUGUUUUGCUCCUUCGCCGCCUGCGCGACCGUGCCUGACCGUGCUUGUUUCUGCGUGCGUGCCGUCGUAAUCUGCUUCGAUCGACCCUGCAUUUCUUUGUUGGUGCGUCUGUGUGUAUGUAGAGUGGUGGUCAACGUGCGCAGCAUCAACUGAUGUGGUGGGCCGAUGAUGCCGUCUUUCUGUGCAGCCUACGGUUGCACGAACACCAGCGGCCGCGACGAUGUUGUCUUCCAUUGCUUCCCACAAAACAAGAAGCUUUUAAGGAAGUGGGAGGCUGCUGUAAAGCGAAAGAAUUUCAAGCCCUCAAGAACAACACUGCUGUGCUCCAACCACUUCCGUGACGACGAUUAUCACCAGAAUUUCCACUAGCAGGCUUUCUAAACGCAGCGCGAAAAGAUCGGAGCAACGAAAACAAAGACGGCACGAGUGCGGACUGACUGAUGAUAACUGGUGUUGGAAGGCCUUAUGAAUACACGGACUCGCCCAAACCUGGAUUUUGAUUUACUGCGAGCUCCUUCAUGUUAGCACGCUGAACGGAAGGUGCAUGUUUAUUUCCCGCCCUCGACGCAGGUUUCGUCGCAAAGAGCCGCGAAUUUUCUAUUUGCACGUGUGUUGUAAAACAGCCCGCACGCAGCUACCAUAACGCAGUGCAAAUGUAGAGUUUGCAUGUGCUGGAAAGCCGGCGCACGCCAGGACGCUACGCUCCCCCCGUCUCUCGCGCAGAGCGAGAAACCGACCGUCUCACGUAGCCGACGGAAUUCGCCACCUUUACGACUUCGGUUACCAGUAGUGUGCGGAUGGCGCACAGAUGAAGGACACUACACGUACUGCAUGAACCGGCCUCGUUAAUCCACAAUUCGAAAGCAACGAGCAAUGCGUGUUGGGCAAGUUGUUGCCUAUUGUGGCACCAUCAUCGCCACCGCAGUUCUUUCAUCCGUGGCAUCCACAUUGCCUGAAAGAAAGAGUUACCUCUCUCCGUUUCAAGAUGCGUGGAAGACCUUUCUUCAGACCCCCGUGUUCGUGCUGUACCAGAGAUCGUACGAACGUGACCUCCUUGUCGGGGGGGACGGCCAGUGCUUCCAUGGGAGAAACUACGAGUGGAAUCACGAAGAAAAAUACUCCCUUGCCGAGACGUAUUACUGGGACAACGCGACGGCGAAAAUCAUAAAGAUCGUUGUGUACUUAUACCCUGAAGCAACCCCAGGAUAUGAGGUGCCGAAUGCAAUGGCGAUCUCUCCCUACAAAGGCAAGCUUGUGUCCACCUACUAUCCAUUCGUGGUCUCAGAAUAUGACAACUGUGACAUACUCCGUUCUCCGAGGCACGACAAUGGCUGCGAGCUCUGGGUCACUCGGCAGGGGGUGCAGAAUGUCAGCAACGCCUGCCUAUUCAUCUACGAUCUCUUAUGCGGACCUAACAAGUUUCAAAAGUAUGACGAGGACUUCUGCAGAGAUAAAAUUCAGAUUACGUAAUAAAUGCCU
This is a messenger RNA of Dermacentor albipictus, 1593 nucleotides long. RefSeq lists its product as uncharacterized. Gene Ontology annotation, molecular function: amine binding. The record is from RefSeq and is a predicted model, not a curated record. Lineage: Eukaryota; Metazoa; Arthropoda; Arachnida; Ixodida; Ixodidae. Gene Ontology annotation, biological process: symbiont-mediated perturbation of host defenses.